GCAUUUCAUCCUGCGGGUCUGCAGUCUGUGCUAUUUAGACUAUUGCUCAGUUGGAAUACUGCUGCGGGUGUGAUUUUGUGUUGUGUUAAUGUGUUCUGUAAUGACCCUUUAAGGCACUACGCUUUUUUAAUACUGAUUGUAGCAACAUUUGCUGCACCAAAAUUACAAUUUUAUGACGACAAUUGGAUCAACGGAGCAUUUAACCUGAAGUGCUGUCAUAUUGGCAUAGAAACAGACCUUCGAAUAAAGAAGUUGGCUGAAAGAUGAUGCGUGGAACCUGAUUUCUCCCUCCCCUCCCCCCCUUUUACCUUGGGCUGAAUGAAGACUGUAAUGGGAAGGCUAUUCACACAGAUCAAAAGAAGCACUGGAGUGAUGAACUACUUCUGCAGGAAAAGUCUAAAGCAAUAAUUCAAGCUGUUGUGCUUUGGUAUUUUGCUGAUGCUGUUGUUACCGGCGUUUAUUCCUCCUAUAUUUUCUGUUGGAGAAGCUAGAGCGACGGCCUCAUAAUGGAAAACAAAUGAACUGAAUUGGAUUUUGACUUGAUGGAGUGAAGCAUUCUGUGUUCCUGUCUGUUGAGGAAUCUGGAUUGAACAAGCAAUAUUAUUAUAUGAGUUUCAUUGUCCUUUGUCUGACUCAUCAAAUGUAAAUGUACUGCAGUUUAGCUCUACAUUGCAGGGAUUUUUACAUGGAGAAGAAAUGUCAACCUUGGAGCUACGGUGCUGAAUAGCUGCUGAGAAAUAGAUGGCUUUUUGUAUGGAAGAUUUCUGACAUUAAGAAACAUACAGUUGCUGGUUGAAGAAUGAUUAUGACCUGGAAUGCUUAGGACAGUCAUGUAUUCUUUUUUCCCCGGUAGGAAUUGUACUACUGUUAACUGGAGACUGACCUUGCAGGAGUGGGGAGAGCUGUGAUCAUCUCUGCUGGAGCAAUUGUUUUUUGUUUUAGUUCUAUGCAGAAUGGUGUCAUCUGCAACAAUGAUUUUACUGUUCAGAUAAUUUUAUUCUGCAGAAAUUAAACAAAAGCAAAUUGGUUGUAAAAGUACAGAAUUUCUAUACAUAUACUGUUGUGACUUCUGCAAUAUUGAUGGAACAGAGAGUAUUUUUUUAGUAGAUUGAAUACUAUAAAGCAAUAGGAGAACCUCUCUUUUGUAGACUAUUUUUGGAAAACAUCAUUAGCUGAACAUCUCAGGUUACUGAAUUUGGCAAAUAGACUAAUUAUACGUAACAUUCAAAGAUUUAAAAACAGAGUACUGAUAUUUUCAAAUUAUGUUCAAGAAGAAAAGAACUUUCUCUGCUGCCUUGGUUGUACUUGGAGCAAAAAUCUAGGUGUCUUUACCUUCCAACGGUUCGAAUGAGUCGAGUGUGUAUUGUUGUUUUGGAGGAGGUAGAGGAUGAUUCUCCCACAUAUAUUUCCAAGCUGCCUCAGGAAAGCAUUUCUCUACUUCCUUCAUCUUCAGGAAAUGUCUUGCCACCACUUGUUCAAGCUAUAUUUAAUGGGGAUCCUGAUGAAGUUCGUGCACUAAUUUUUAAAAAAGAAGAUGUCAACUUUCAGGAUAAUGAAAAAAGGACUCCUUUACAUGCUGCUGCUUAUCUGGGAGAUGCAGAAAUCAUUGAGCUACUUAUUUUAUCUGGAGCUAGAGUUAAUGCCAAAGACAGCAAAUGGUUAACUCCCUUACACAGAGCUGUUGCAUCAUGUAGUGAGGAUGCUGUUCAGGUGUUGUUGAAGCAUUCAGCAGAUGUCAAUGCCCGUGACAAAAACUGGCAAACACCACUACACAUAGCAGCUGCAAAUAAAGCUGUUAAGUGCGCAGAAGCCUUGGUGCCACUUCUCAGUAAUGUGAAUGUGUCAGACCGUGCUGGUAGAACAGCAUUACAUCAUGCAGCCUUCAGUGGACAUGUUGAGAUGGUCAGUUUGUUGUUGUCUAGAGGUGCCAACAUUAAUGCCUUCGACAAGAAAGACAGACGAGCUAUUCACUGGGCAGCCUAUAUGGGUCAUAUUGAUGUAGUAAAACUGCUUGUAGCCCAUGGAGCUGAAGUGACCUGUAAAGACAAGAAAUCCUAUACACCGCUACACGCUGCAGCUUCCAGUGGAAUGAUCAGUGUAGUCAAGUAUCUUCUGGAUCUUGGAGUUGAUAUGAAUGAACCAAAUGCAUAUGGAAACACACCUCUUCAUGUUGCUUGUUUCAAUGGACAAGAUGUUGUUGUAAAUGAAUUGAUAGACUGUGGUGCUAAUGUAAAUCAAAUGAAUGAGAAGGGAUUUACACCUUUACAUUUUGCGGCUGCAUCAACCCAUGGAGCAUUGUGCUUAGAACUUCUGGUCUGUAAUGGUGCAGAUGUGAAUAUGAAGAGUAAAGAUGGGAAAACACCACUGCAUAUGACAGCAAUCCAUGGAAGAUUUUCAAGAUCGCAAACCAUCAUCCAAAACGGAGCGGAAAUAGACUGUGAAGAUAAGAAUGGAAAUACACCUUUGCACAUAGCAGCCCGAUAUGGCCAUGAACUGCUAAUCAACACAUUAAUUACAAGUGGUGCUGAUACUGCAAAGCGGGGUAUACAUGGGAUGUUUCCUCUCCAUUUGGCAGCAUUAAGUGGAUUUUCAGACUGUUGCAGAAAACUGCUUUCAUCAGGCUUUGACGUAGAUACUCCAGAUGAUUUUGGCAGGACGUGUCUUCAUGCAGCUGCAGCUGGAGGAAACUUGGAGUGCCUAAAUCUGUUGCUCAACACAGGUGCAGACUUCAAUAAGAAAGACAAAUUUGGAAGAACUCCGCUCCAUUAUGCUGCUGCCAACUGUAAUUACCAGUGCCUGUUUGCCCUUGUGGGUUCUGGAGCUAGUGUAAAUGACCUUGAUGAAAGGGGCUGUACACCACUGCACUAUGCAGCUGCAUCCGAUACUGAUGGAAAGUGCCUGGAAUACUUACUAAGAAAUGAUGCAAAUCCAGGUAUUCGAGACAAACAAGGAUACAAUGCUGUUCAUUAUUCUGCUGCUUAUGGUCAUCGCUUAUGCCUUGAAUUGAUUGCCAGUGAAACGCCUCUAGAUGUUCUAAUGGAAACUUCAGGAACUGACAUGCUGAAUGAUUCAGACAGCAGGGCACCAAUUAGUCCAUUGCAUUUAGCUGCCUACCAUGGACACCAUCACGCUUUGGAAGUGUUAGUGCAGUCUUUGUUGGAUCUUGAUGUCCGGAACAAUAAUGGAAGAACGCCUUUGGAUCUUGCUGCUUUUAAGGGACAUGUUGAAUGUGUGGAUGUACUCAUUAAUCAGGGAGCAUCUAUCUUGGUGAAAGAUUAUAUUGUAAAGAGAACACCAAUACAUGCUGCAGCCACAAAUGGUCAUUCAGAAUGCCUGCGGUUGUUGAUAGGAAAUGCAGAGCCACAGAAUGCUGUGGACAUUCAAGAUGGAAAUGGACAGACUCCUUUGAUGUUGUCUGUUCUCAAUGGGCAUACAGAUUGUGUCUAUUCACUGCUUAACAAAGGAGCAAAUGUAGAUGCCAAAGAUAAAUGGGGAAGAACAGCACUACAUAGAGGGGCAGUUACUGGGCAUGAGGAGUGUGUAGAAGCCCUGCUUCAGCAUGGUUCUAAGUCUACGCUACGAGACUGCAGAGGACGGACACCUAUACAUUUGUCAGCUGCGUGUGGACAUAUUGGGGUACUAGGAGCACUAUUACAGCCAAUGGCAUCUGGGGAGGCAGUACUUGCCCUAGCAGACAAUCAGGGAUACACGUCAUUGCACUGGGCCUGUUACAAUGGUCAUGACAGUUGUGUGGAACUUCUUUUGGAGCAGGAAGUUUUCCAGAAACUGGAAGGGAAUUCUUUCAGCCCAUUGCAUUGUGCAGUGAUCAAUGAUAACGAAGGUGCUGCUGAAAUGUUAAUUGAUACACUAGGCUCUGGCAUUGUAAAUUGCACAGAUGCAAAAGGAAGAACUCCCCUCCAUGCUGCUGCCUUUACAGACCAUGUAGAGUGCUUACAGCUUUUGCUCAGCCAUAAUGCACAAGUAAACUCUGUAGAUUCUUCUGGGAAGACUCCUCUAAUGAUGGCUGCAGAAAAUGGGCAAACAAAUACAGUCGAGGUGUUGGUAAGCAGUGCUAAAGCUGAUCUGACCUUGCAAGAUAAAUGUAAAAACACAGCACUGCAUUUGGCUUGCAGCAAGGGUCAUGAAACUAGUGCCUUGUUAAUACUGGAAAAGAUUACAGAUAGAAAUCUCAUCAAUGCCACCAAUGCAGCCUUGCAAACGCCAUUGCAUGUUGCUGCUCGAAAUGGAUUAACAGUUGUAGUCCAGGAACUUCUAGGGAAAGGAGCAAGUGUGCUUGCAGUAGAUGAAAAUGGUUAUACACCAGCUUUGGCCUGUGCUCCUAACAAGGAUGUGGCUGAUUGCCUAGCUCUCAUUUUGGCCACAAUGAUGCCUGUUUCUUCCAGCAGUACCGUACCUUCCUUUACAUUCAAUGCCAUUAAUCAUUACACCAACACCUCAAAAACUGUCACCUUUGACUCCUUGCCAAUUAUCAGGAGUGAACAUAGCUCUUACUGUAGUUUCAACAAUAUUGGCAGGGAAGAUGGCUAUACAUAUACAGAAGAAGAUGAACUGAAUGACUCUGAUUCUGAAACCUAUUAAGAAGCUCCAUUGGAGGUGUAAAGAGUAAACUCAGUUGAUGAAUUUCAAGAUUCUGGUGUUGGAGGAAGCAGUCUAAAUAUUUAAAAGGACAGCCCAAAGAGAAGAUUUUUUUUUUUGAAAAAAUGUGAGUGCAUAUGGAAGAUUUGUCCUGCUCCUGAAAGUUUUUAAAAAGCAGGUUAGGCAAAGGUAAACAUUCUUGAAAAUGCUUGGAAUCCAUGGUGCAAAAAGUUACAUAGAAUAUUGUUUAAUUGCAGUGUACUGGGUUGUCACUGGUGCAGGGAAUAAUCCCAAGAAGGCUGUGCACCAUUGUCUGUGUAAGUGAACACAUAGUUGUACAACAAAGAAGACCACAGAUUUAAAUCCUACCAAUAAAACUAAGACCAUUUUGAAGGCAAUAAUUAAGUUUGGUGCAGAAGGCAUUGUUUGUGCAGCAAAUUGCCAAAGGACCAAAUAACUUACACUUUUUAAUUAAAAAAACUUUUUGAGAAAACUUGAAUAGAUUAAGUAAAUCGUCUUAACCCAACCCUUGAAUUAAUUCUGGCAAAUAAUCCUAGACUUGGUUUUAAAUGUUGAUUUGUUUUUAAUCAUUUAACAGCCUUCCGACACUAUUAAAUGUACCACAAAAAAGGAGGUGUGCUUUUCAGUUGUGUGUGUGUUCUUUCAGAUAAGAUGGAAAAGAACUUGUCAGUUUUACAGUACUGUAACUAGCUUAGCCAGGUUGCAGUCAGGGUGAAUUUUAUACAAGUAUAAUAAAGGAAGGUGAGUUAGAGAUGCAGUCAUGAUUGCAGAUUCCCCUGCCCCUUUUACAAACAAUCCUGCUGUGUUAAAAUAUUUUUUUUAAUUAAAAAUACAAGAAGGAUAAUUACCUGGACAACUGAGACUGCACCAAAAACAGAACUGCAAUAUCCUGACACCCUGAUAGGCUGCCUUAGAGGAAUGGAAUUUUUUUACAACUCACCCAGUCUUCUACAUCAUAAAGUAAAAAGGAGAUUUGUGCCUCUGUGGUGUAUAUAAUUUUUUUUAAAAAAAACUCCUAGGGUUUUAAGGCACUGGAUGUGGUUAUGGGUGAUAAAAAUAGUUUCCUUAUCAAAAAGGUACAGUGUCGGAUCUUCGGGAACAUUAUAUACUAUUGUCUAGCAGCUUAUCAAAAGAUAAGUUCCCUCUGCUAUAAUUAAAAUGAAUUCUAAGUUUCUCUAAUUUAUAACAGGCUACUGUAAAAAAAAAUUGAAGACUGGAAAACUUUUUACCACUCUAAGCUGAAGUUUCUGUUUAAGUAGAGGUAUUUACUUAUUUGGUUCUGCUUUAAUUGAAAGAUAACAGUUAUAAUUAAAUGCUUAUGUACAUGCAAGGACAUUUUCUUGCAUGUUGAGGUAAAAUACAAAUAAAUUGCUAUAAACUGUACCCCACCUUCUAUCCUUUUUUGUAUUGUGAAACUGGAAAUCCUAAUGCCAUUGUAAAUUAUCAGCUUGUUUUCUGAACAAAGUGUGGAAACACAGGACAGUAUUUUGAUCUAUUUGAUAAUUUUGUGGGUUUUUGAAGAAUUAAUGAGCAUGUACAUAGAAAUAGCAACUGCUUGAAUACUGUAUUUACCUGCACUCUUUGAGUACAUCAAGAUUCCUGUGUAUAUUUUACAGAGUAUAAUAAAACCCAGAUGUGAGAGUUGUA
This is a messenger RNA of Heteronotia binoei (common prickly gecko), 6264 nucleotides long. It is a transcript of the gene ANKRD28, whose product is annotated as ankyrin repeat domain 28. The record is from RefSeq and is a predicted model, not a curated record. NCBI's taxonomy places the organism in Eukaryota, Metazoa, Chordata, Lepidosauria, Squamata, Gekkonidae. The coding region runs from base 1348 to 4599 and encodes 1083 amino acids. Gene Ontology annotation, cellular component: cytoplasm. The transcript has 28 exons. Gene Ontology annotation, molecular function: protein binding.